AUGAUAUUUUCAUUUCUAUAUUUGAUUUUAUUUAUUUCUUCUAUUAAAAGUUGUCCAUUAAAAACAGUUGAUAUUCAUUCAGGUUGUUAUUGUGGUAUUGAAAUUGAUGGACGAAAUUAUAUUCAUUGUCAUCCAUAUUCAAUUUAUAAAAUACCUGAAUUUACACGUUCAUAUAUACAUAAUAAAUUAAAUUUAUCAAAUAAUUUUAUUGAAUAUUUAACAAAUAAAUCAUUUCAUCAAUUAAAAGUACAACGUAUUUAUAUUGAAAAAAAUCCAAUAAAAUUUAUUGAUAAACAAACAUUUAAUAAUAAUCUUCUACAUUAUCUUGAAGAACUUUAUAUUGAUACAAUAAAUAAUGGUAGUUUAGAAUUUCUUUGUUAUGGUAUAUGGAAAAAACUUCGUAUACUUAAAUUAUCAAGAUUUAAUUUAAAUCAAUAUCAAUAUUGUUUUGAUAAAUUAAUUUAUCUUGAAAAAUUAACUAUACAAUAUUCACAUAUUGAUAUUAUAUCUCAUCAUAUAUAUAAACUUCCAUUUUUAUAUGAACUUUCAUUAAUUAAUAAUGAAAUUGAUUAUUUAAAUUUUGAUGAUCAAUAUUUAAUUUAUUCAUCAUCAAUACAAAUAUUAAAUUUAACAUCAAAUCAACUUCAAACAAUACCCAAUGAUUUAAAUGUACGUUUACCACAUUUAAUCACACUUGAUCUUUC
Molecule: messenger RNA, 704 nt
Organism: Rotaria sordida
Lineage: Eukaryota; Metazoa; Rotifera; Eurotatoria; Philodinida; Philodinidae
Source: the annotation of a GenBank genome assembly